AAGUUCGAGGGGGCCGGAGCCCCUUCAUUCUCUUCACCCACUCGUUUCUCCGUUCUCUGGACCCAACUCUCUCACAGCGAGCUCGAUCCAAGGGGAUCUCGUUCUCUCUUGUAUGGCAGCCAAUUCGAAGGGGAGAGUGCUCGCGGGCAGCUUCGGGAGGCGACUCGUGAACCAGAUCUGGGCGGCGGGCUCUCGGGAUUCACCUCCCUUCUCCUACUCCGCUGUCUCGGCUUCUAGGAGGAGCGUGCACGUCUCGACAUACGACAAGAACGUCGACGAUCAGGUGCCGCCAAGUGUCCUGCCGGACGAUGUGAUCGCGGCGCAGUCGGAGAAGUACUGGAGCCCGCACCCGAAGACCGGCGUUUUCGGGCCCGCCGACCAGAACCCGGCCCCUGGCGGGGAUCCCGCCGCGCCGGCCGGGAAUGGUCCCUCGGUUCUGGACGAGAAGGCCUGGUUCCGCCCCCUCGAGGACGUGGACAAGCCUCCCCACGCCUGACCUGAGGAGACGAACAUCGAGCACUUGGUGGGCUCUUAUCUUCGGUUCGUAUUCCUCCCGUAAUAGUACCGAAAUAGGAGCGUAUCUAGUAAAUAAAAGCGUGCGUUCUUCACUUGUACGGGACCUAUCGUAUUUAUGCUGCGGGGAUGAUGACGAUGAUGUUGGUUGACGUGUUUCGAUGUACAAUCUUCCUACCAUAUUCCGUAUAUCGGAAAGGUUGUGAUUUCCUGCUGCAAUUGUUCCUGCGUUUUGACUGUUUUUUAAGUUUUUCUUCCUUCACUGGCCUUUUAAAUAUCUGCCUUAAAAAUCUGUGUGUGUGUAAUAAUCUGUCGGAGUGCGUAAAGGGUUUUUUUU
This is a messenger RNA of Phoenix dactylifera (date palm), 850 nucleotides long. RefSeq names its product late embryogenesis abundant protein At5g17165-like. The record is from RefSeq and is a predicted model, not a curated record. Lineage: Eukaryota; Viridiplantae; Streptophyta; Magnoliopsida; Arecales; Arecaceae.